Molecule: messenger RNA, 674 nt
Organism: Xenopus laevis (African clawed frog)
Lineage: Eukaryota; Metazoa; Chordata; Amphibia; Anura; Pipidae
Product: mitochondrial pyruvate carrier 2-like
Exons: 7
Coding region: 163-534 (123 amino acids)
Source: RefSeq, a predicted model, not a curated record
AGGAGUAAAUAUCGAUAUUGAGAAGACCCCCGGCCCGACCCGCAGAACCGCGUCUAUAUCCGCACCUGGAACUUCUGCACGCAAUCUGCCGGGUACUGUAGGUUUUUGCUGGUAACCCGCGGGUAGGACUCUACAUUGCACCCAGGUCAACCCUGUUACCGGAUGAGCUUUUGGUGUUUAAUUGUUAUACAUGAAUUUUUACUUUUUUGGAUAGAGCUGCGGGUUUUUUCAUUUUUCUUUUUUCUGUUUCAAUUCCAUAAGAACCAGUUUACUUCUAGUAACACCGGACCUAAAACUGUGUUCUUUUGGGCUCCAAUAACGAAAUGGGGGUUGGUGAUUGCUGGGCUUGCAGACAUGACCAGACCAGCUGAGAAACUUAGCACAGGACAGUCUGCUGUUCUAACUGCCACGGGACUCAUUUGGUCACGUUAUUCCCUUGUGAUCAUUCCCAAAAAUUGGUCUCUGUUUGCUGUAAACUUCUUUGUUGGUUGUGCAGGAGGGUCCCAACUUUUCAGAAUAUGGAGUCUGCAGUAGGGGCUUCUGAAAAAGGACCUAAAACUGUGUUCUUUUGGGCUCCAAUAACGAAAUGGGGGUUGGUGAUUGCUGGGCUUGCAGACAUGACCAGACCAGCUGAGAAACUUAGCACAGGACAGUCUGCUGUUCUAACUGCCACG